Phanerochaete carnosa HHB-10118-sp is the source of this 968-nucleotide messenger RNA. RefSeq lists its product as uncharacterized. Bases 1 to 954 code for a protein of 317 amino acids. The record is from RefSeq and is a predicted model, not a curated record. The transcript is spliced from 4 exons. Lineage: Eukaryota; Fungi; Basidiomycota; Agaricomycetes; Polyporales; Phanerochaetaceae.
AUGGCUGUAUGGCUGUAUGGCCAUGAGGCGGCAGCGCAAGAGAUCAGGUCGAGGGCUAGUGGAACGGGGCUCGGGACGUGCGACGAAUGUCGUGGGUGUGCCGCCGGGCAGAGCAGGCUCAAGUUUUACCGGGAUGGACAUUUUGCUUUGAAUCGUAUACACCAGCUAGGCUACACGCGCGUCUCGGUCGUCGGGAACGAAGACGGAGACUAUGCACGCGAGCCUGCCAGUGUGCUGCUGGGCGGGCGGUUCGAUGGAUGGCUCGCGCAUGCUGCCCUCAUGGUCGACCGGCUCCCCGGCUCUUGCGCCGCUGACCGCACCGCGUACAACCUCCCCACCGCUCCCGAUUUGCGUCAAGCCGUACACGCUCCCCGGACGACCUGCCCGCGCUGCACGUCCAGCGGAACGACUCCAUCGAACACCACCUCGGACUCGGAUGGCUCGCGCAUGCUGCCCUCAUGGUCGACCGGCUCCCCGGCUCUUGCGCCGCUGACCGCACCGCGUACAACCUCCCCACCGCUCCCGAUUUGCGUCAAGCCGUACACGCUCCCCGGACGACCUGCCCGCGCUGCACGUCCAGCGGAACGACUCCAUCGAACACCACCUCGGACUCGUACGCCUGGCGCGCCGUCUCCGUGCGACCGGCUGCAUUUCGAGUUCCUCACUUUGCAAGCGCAGCCGCAGGACGAAAACAUGUGUUGGUGUCGGUGCCUGCGGACGAUCGGGCAGGCCACUGAGGAGGUCGAAAAGGAGGGCGCAAGCGGCAUAGGCAGGGAAUAUAGAGAUGCCUGCAGUAUGUUGAACGGCGAGUGGCAACGGUUCGGAGACUUGAAAGCCCGCAUCUCGCAAGGCGGACGCCUAGGAACACAUUGCGAUGAGCAGAGGCUUGGUGUUUAUGCGCGAGCAGAACUAUCUGCGCAGACAACAAACAGGCUAGUCGACGAGCAAACUUGAAUGCUCGCUUCCAC